Messenger RNA from Alnus glutinosa, 1350 nucleotides. RefSeq names its product BIIDXI-like protein At5g11420. The record is from RefSeq and is a predicted model, not a curated record. Lineage: Eukaryota; Viridiplantae; Streptophyta; Magnoliopsida; Fagales; Betulaceae. Bases 46 to 1170 code for a protein of 374 amino acids. The transcript has 3 exons.
GCUGUGAUCUCGACGCAAAUCUCUCUCUCUCUCUCUCUCUCUCUCAUGACGCACAGGUUCACCGUGCUGUUUGUGGUACUCUGUGCCACCUUCCACAUCGCCUUUUCCGUCACUGACGGUUUAUUGCGCAAUGGAGACUUCAAGCAGGGCCCCAGGCCAUCAGAACUAAACGGCACAGUAGUGAGCAGCCACAACGCCAUUCCGUUCUGGGAAAUUUCAGGCUUCGUGGAGUACAUAAAACCGGGCCAGAAACAAGGUGACAUGUUGCUCGUGGUGCCGGAGGGUGCCCACGCUGUGAGGCUCGGCAACGAGGCUUCGAUUAAGCAGAAAGUGAAGGUGGCUAAGGGCAUGUUUUACUCCAUAACAUUCACCGCUGCUCGGACGUGUGCGCAAGAUGAGCGCUUGAACUUGUCGGUGAAUCCCAACGUAGAGAAAAAUGAUUGGGGGAUAUUGCCGAUGCAAACUUUAUAUAGUAGCGACGGGUGGGAUUCGUAUGCAUGGGGCUUCCAAGCCGACUAUCCGGAAGUUGAAUUUGUGAUCCAUAACCCGGGUGUUGAGGAGGAUGCAGCUUGCGGCCCACUUAUUUAUUCGGUUGCACUCAAGCUUUUGAACCCUCCAAAACGUACCAGAGCCAACGUGCUGAAAAAUGGAAAUUUUGAAGAAGGUCCAUAUCUGAUGCCCAAUACAUCAUGGGGUGUACUAAUCCCACCCCAUAUUGAAGACGAUCACAGUCCCUUACCGGGCUGGAUAAUUGGGUCCCUGAAGGCUGUGAAGUACAUAGAUUCCGAUCACUUUACCGUCCCGGAGGGCAAGAGAGCCGUAGAACUCGUGGCCGGAAAAGAAAGCGCCCUCUCACAAGUGGUGCACACAAUGCCUAGAAAGGUCUAUGUCCUAACAUUUGCGGUGGGUGAUGCUAACAAUUUGUGUGAAGGUUCGAUGAUGGUGGAGGCGUUUGCCGGGAAAGAAACUGUAAAGGUUUCAUAUGAAUCUAAGGGCAAAGGAGGGUUCAAGCGUGCCAAGCUUCAGUUCACGGCCGAGUCACCACGUACACAUAUCAUGUUCUUGAGCUCAUUUUACACCAUGAAAAGUGACCAUUCGGGUUCUUUAUGUGGACCCGUGUUGGAUGAUGUGAAGUUGCUUAGCGUUCGCAAUCCACAACGUGCUGCUUGAUUGCGUUGCUUUUAUGCGAUUGGAUUCUUGCUUGAUUCAUUUAAUUAGCUCAUUUUAUACUAUAGGUUUGAAUUUGAUGGAAGGAUCGAAUAGGAAGAAGAGGGUUUAAUGUGGGUUUUACAAUGUUCCAUUUAUGUAUUAAUCAUCCUCCAACUAGUAAAUAAGGUUCUUGGAUUAGAA